UCGAGCAGCCCCGUGGAGGUGCCUGCUGGGCCCUAUUCCUGCCAUGCGGGGUGGGACCACUUCAGGAGACUGGCUGCUAGAGUAUGGGGAGAGGUUGAGUUUAAGACAGAUCGCUGAAUGCCUUCCCUGGAGUGGGGGACGAUUUGGGAAGAUUUUUAAGGAGCCCCAUUAGGUAUGGAGGCACCUGGCCUGCGACUAUGACUGUCCUCUUUGACGAUGCGCCAGCAUCCUUGGUGAUCUGGGAAAUGCUGCAGCCCGUUCCUCCCAGGGCUUUUAGGACUCAGGUGCCCACCUAACACCAACCUACUUGUUUUCAGCAGGUGUACAACGCCAGCUCCCUCCUUGGGGGGCGGCCUGGGGGCUACCAUGGCCCCCAACCACCUGUCAGUGCGGGAAAUGAGGGAAGAUGAGAAGCCCCUGGUGCUGGAGAUGCUGAAGGCUGGUGUAAAAGACACGGAAAACCGUGUGGCCCUUCACGCUCUGACACGUCCUCCAGCCCUUCUCCUCCUGGCUGCAGCCAGCAGUGGACUGCGCUUCAUCCUGGCCUCCUUCGCCCUGGCCCUCCUGCUGCCCGUGUUUCUGGCUGUAGCGGCUGUGAAGCUGGGUCUGCGAGUUCGAUGGGGCUCUCUGCCUCCACCAGGCGGGCUGGGGGGUCCCUGGGUGGCUGUCCGGGGAUCCGGCGAUGUGUGUGGAGUCCUGGCUCUGGCCCCUGGUGCCAACUUGGGGGACGGAGCCCGAGUUACCCGCCUCUCUGUCUCUCGAUGGCACCGUCGCAGGGGCGUGGGCAGGAGGCUGCUGGCCUUUGCUGAGGCCCGAGCCCGAGCAUGGUCUGGGAGUGUGGGGGAGCCUCGGGCCCGGCUCGUGGUCCCAGUGGCUGUGGCCGCUUGGGGUGUGUCAGGGUUAUUGGAGGCCUGUGGCUACCAGGCAGAGGGAGGCUGGGGCUGCAUGGGCUAUAUGCUGGUUAGGGAAUUCAGCAAAGACCUGUGAUUGGAGACUAUGCCCAUUGGGUAGAUGGGCAGAGAACCAGCACCUAAAGAACACCUACUGUGUGCCGUGCACUUUACAUCCCCUCCCGCAGUGUCCACCUAGUCUGCUGGGCUGAUAGUGAGGCACCAAGGUUGAUGGACUUACAUGCUCACAGUGGACCUGCCAGAUGCAAUGGGGACUCUAAACUCAAAUAGAACAAAUUCCUUCUUGGUCUUCUGGGACCACUAGAAGUCGCCCUGUUCACUUCUCCCCCCCCCCAACCCCCAGCCCCAGUCUGUAUGCACUGAAAAAACUUGUGGUUCUGGGUCUACAAAGCCCCUGUUGCGUGUAUUUGAGGUCUGGAAGGGAUAUCUGGGGGGGGGGGAGAGAGAGAGAGAGAGAGAGAGAGAGAGAGAGACUGAGACUCUCAGAGUUAGAGUCUGACAGGGAACUCCCAAAGGGGACAGAUCUUCUGGGAGUGGGUGGGACUGGGAGCAUAGUGUCUCCAAGACCAUCUGGUUUUUUACACUGUUUGUUAAUAAAUCCUGAAACU
Molecule: messenger RNA, 1519 nt
Organism: Rattus norvegicus (Norway rat)
Lineage: Eukaryota; Metazoa; Chordata; Mammalia; Rodentia; Muridae
Gene: Nat14
Product: N-acetyltransferase 14
Exons: 2
Coding region: 367-987 (206 amino acids)
Source: RefSeq, marked provisional